This is a messenger RNA of Phycodurus eques (leafy seadragon), 2564 nucleotides long. Its product is annotated as SITS-binding protein. Bases 235 to 2400 code for a protein of 721 amino acids. The record is from RefSeq and is a predicted model, not a curated record. Lineage: Eukaryota; Metazoa; Chordata; Actinopteri; Syngnathiformes; Syngnathidae. The transcript is spliced from 9 exons.
UGUUCACAUGGCAUGUCUCUGUUGCUGGUGCAGUUGACAAAGUGCCACGCGGUGUAGGGCGAGCGCAGAUCAGAAAAGACAGAGAGAACAAGAAACAAAUCUAAAUAUCAAUCAAUAUAUCCACUUAGACCGUGAUGGCAUGAUGAAGCAGCAACAGGGCGGUUUGGCGCACAGAGCUCUGUGCAGCAUUUCUUGGUGUUUGCUUGUUUUUGUCUCGCUGACGUGAACGUCAACAUGCCUCACGCUCGAAAUAGGAACCCUAGCCCCAUUCCGGAGGUAACAUGGGACACGGGCUUGAAGGAGAUGAACGAGACGUGGAAAGGAGCGAUCGCGUGUCUCGGGGUGGCCGUCUUCUUUGUCAUGACCAUCGGGAUCAUAUACUGGCAAGUGGUGGACCAGCCCAACAAGAACUGGAUCCUGAAGGGGACCUUGAGCGGACUGAUCUGGGAAAGAAGAACCCACUCGCUGGUCAUCCAGACCCUGACGGAGGACAAGACCUACGUGGAGAUCGACGUCGGCGACGUGGGGAGCCCUGACCUGGAGGUUCCCUUGGUCAGGAACCUGUGCUCGCUCAACAAGACCGAGUUCUGCUACACGUGGGACGCGGUGGCCGAGAUCAAAAUCUCCCUGGAUGUGAACGAGGAGGACACGCAGACCGAGUGCUACAGCGUGACCUGGACGCCGGUGCGGUGUCACGUGCGGCUCAAGGACUGCUUCUCCAUGACAAACGUAUCGUGGUAUGGCGGCGCCAGUGUCACCGGUCAGACAUGGCCUAUAAAUGAUCAAAACGCCACCAUGCAGCCUUUCGUCGUCAGCGAUCUCGAGGAGAAUCCCUCAGGUUUCGGCUCAGCUCUGGAGCGCUACUUUCUCGGCUCGUCAGGCGUCGCUGUGCUGGCGUCUCCUGAUGUCCCUCUGCAGCUGGGGCUGGACAGCAGACAACAGUUCUGCUUGCAGUCACUGCCCAGUAUGGAUCUUCUCCCGCUGCAAUACACCGUUUGUGUGGCCAACAAUGUGAAGGCUGUACACCAAGAAGCAAUACGACAGCUCUCCCAGCUCACGAGGGAGAUACCCGACAUGAAGGCUCUGCGGCUACCGUCCUGGAAGCUACUUAGCAAUGUGGAUUCAGGCCUGAAAGUGGAGAGGGAGUUAAGGACCUUCUCUAAUCGUCUUCGAAGACACCAGCUGGGGGAUGGAAUCAUCAGCCUUAACGAACAUUCCACCAAUCUCCUCUCUGAAAUGGACCACGACUACUUCAACAGCAGGAAGAGGGAGGCGUCGAAGAGACUCAGCAGGGACCUCCCGCUCGUGAAGCUUCUUAACAUUUCCGUCACUCUGUCCCCUUUCCUGAGCGUGGACACCACGCAGUUCCAAACUUCUCUCACGGAGGGCGCCGAGGCCUUCUGGCUUAGUCUCCCCUCGGCGCCUCGUGGACGGCCGGUCCCGUUGAUGACUCAGUGGCGAGGGAAAUUCUGUGUAAAGCUGAAUGUCACAAACCCAGCAGCGGUGAGCUGGUUCCUGGACAGAGUGGGAUCCCUACAAGCCCAUUUGGGAAUGGAGUACAUUCUGCUGGAGGGGGGUGAGAGGAAUCUGUUUGAGGAGCAGGCCCUGCGGCCACCGGAGGCUCUGGGUGGGGACGCAUACAUCGGCCUGCUGGCUGACGUGGCUGCCAGAAUUGGAGACUCCACGAUCAUGUCGGCCGGGACAAGGUCGAGCCACAAGCCAGUAUUUCUGAGGAUGAGCCCUCUGCAAUCUGACUGGAGCCCAAUGGGCCUGAAAGGCAUCAUUCCCUCUCUGCUACAUCACACUGUGCUGGGAUACAACUUCCUCAUUCCCGACGCAGUAGGUGGCUCUCUAUCUGGAGACGUGGUCGCAGAUGAGGAGUUGUACAUCCGGUGGCUGGAGAUCGUGUCCUUCUUCCCUGUGAUCAGCUUCCACACGCCCCCGUGGGUCUGCGGAGAGGACCGGGUGUUAAACCUAACUCGGAUAUACAUAACAAAGCACCGGAGGGACGUGGCACCACUCAUCGAGAAGUAUGCCGAGGAGUGGCAGGAGACGGGAAGCCCCAUCUAUCGACCCUUGUGGUGGCUCAGUCCAGAGGAUCCCGCGACCUUCACCGUUGACGACCAGUUCCUCAUCGGAGACGAGGUAACCUUCCGUCGCACUCUUUUGCUGUGCAUUCAAGCAGACACGGGAGCUUUUUUUGUGCAUGUUGCAGGUUCUGGUGGCACCGGUGGUGGAGAAGGGGGCAGUGAGGAGGGAUAUUUACUUACCCGACGGGGGCUUCCAGUGGCAGGACAGCCAAAACGCCGAUGUGUUCGACGGAGGGACGUUCCUACAGGACUACCCUGUGCCCUUGGAGGCGGUGGGUGUUUUCUUACGGCGAAGAUGAGUGACAUGUGACUUAUCCUAUUGCUGUCUCAUUUUUCACACGUGCUGUUUUAAACUUGCACUUUUUUCCACAAGAGACCAUUGACCCUGCCUCAUUGCCUUGUUUUGAGACAACUUGUAAAAAUCUAUUCUUAUACUUGCACUUUACUGUUCUACAUGAGUUCUAAUUUAGUUUU